Messenger RNA from Marmota flaviventris (yellow-bellied marmot), 947 nucleotides. Lineage: Eukaryota; Metazoa; Chordata; Mammalia; Rodentia; Sciuridae. The record is from RefSeq and is a predicted model, not a curated record.
UUGAUGGUGACCCAUACAGCAGGUGACACUCUCAAAGUAGCUGGUCACUACAUAAAAUGUGUCUUUCUCUCAUUUGUUUCCCACCUGCUUUCCGAGCCCCUUUCUCGGACAGUUGACCACAGCAUGUUUGAGAAUUUGAACACAGCCCUCACUCCGAAGCUCCAGUCGAGCCGUUCCUUCCCCCACCUGUCCAGACCUGUGGCCCCCAGCUCUGCCACCCUUGGCUCUUCAGAGCCUGGUGGGCCAGGAGUGAGGGUGGGGAGCAGCCAGCACCUCAAGAACCUAGGCAAAGCCAUGGGGGCCAAAGUCAACGACCUCCUGAGGAGAAAGGAGCCCUCAAGCCUCAGCAGUGUGGGUGUGAUGGAGAUCAACAAGACUGCGGGGGCUCAGCUGGCUGGUGGGGCUGAUGGGACAUCAGGGGCCUGGCUAGAGGAUGAAAGAUCAGUCCCUGAGGACUUCCCUCGCCUGGAUCCUCCACCUCCCAUAACCAGGAAGCGAACCCCUAGGGCCCUGAAGACCACCCAGGACAUGCUGAUAUCAUCACAGCCCGUCCUAAGUAGUCUGGAGUAUGGGACAGAGCUGUCACCUGGGCAGCCCCAGGACUCCCCUCUCACUGUCCAACCUGUCCCAGCAGAUGCUUCACAGCUGGAGGCCACCAUGGAAGAUAGGGACGAGGUUCUGCCCAAUGGUGAAGUUUCCCUAUCGGUUCCUGACCUAAUUCACAAGGACAGCCAGGAUGAAUCUAAGUUAAAGGCAUCUGAGCACAGAAGAGCCUCCUCCCCAGGCCUCGUUGAGAGGAAUGGCCUCAAACUCAGCUUGAGCCCCAUCAGCCUGGCCGAGUCCUGGGAGGACAGUAGCCCCCCUCCUCGGGCACGGACCUCCAGCCUUGACAAUGAGGGCCCUCACCCAGACCUGCUGUCCUUUGAGUAGCCUGUGAUCUUCCCUGC